Molecule: messenger RNA, 1151 nt
Organism: Electrophorus electricus (electric eel)
Lineage: Eukaryota; Metazoa; Chordata; Actinopteri; Gymnotiformes; Gymnotidae
Source: RefSeq, a predicted model, not a curated record
UCCCUGUCUCCGCUCUGCUAGCAGACACUCAUGUAAUGACGGACAGUUUGCAUAAUCUUUCAACUAAAUAUCUUACCUAAUUUUACGUUGUGUCAGUUUAGGUCAAGGGAUGUUCUGAUGUUUUUUUAAACUGUAGCUAAAGAACGUUUUUAACUGAAUGCGAGUAAAAUGCACGCAGCGUGUUAACAAUUUGUAUUCAAAACCAAAGACGGCCAAAACGUUACACAGAGAUGCCGGAUGAGCUCAUGGAACAUUUGGAAGGGGAAAUAAACUUUCUCUCUGGAAGUGAAUCUCAAAGUCCGUCAAACUGGGACAAAGAUUUGGGAGGUGAGAGAAUUUGUGAGCGGCGACAGAGGAACAGAGAUGCCGCGCGCAAGAGUCGCAAAAAGCAGACAGAGAGGGCAGAUCAGCUUCACGAGGAAUUUCAGGCUCUGGAACAGUCAAACACCGCAUAUCAGAAAGAGAUCGCUGAGCUGAAGAAAGAACUGCAGCAUUACACUAUUCUAUUACAGGACCACGAAGCACAAUGUACACUGCCUUCAGUACCCAGCACGGCAGCCACACCAUGCACUUCUACCUCAGACUUCAUGCAGACCUUCAUUCCAAACCAUAAUCCAGAACCACCAUUCACGCUGAUGUCUACACAGGACCAGAUAGCACAAUUCAGUCUCUCUGAAUUCCUGGACAGAGCUGAAUGGCACUUGGACUUGAUUGACAUUUAAGAUUUUUGCUAUAUAAAAAAGACCUGCUGAAGAAAGAAACAAAUAUUGGACAGCAAAGUAAGAUACUAUAGUAACAGGGAUCUUUAUGUCUCUGUCCUAACCUUCAUAUGGCUUUAAUAUUCAGAUGCUCAUGAAGACCAGACUGGGUCAGGUGCUUUAUCUUGGGGCUGGAAUUAAACUUUACCCAUGAUGAUAGAUCCACAGGAGUAUGGCAAGGCCCCACAUGCUUUGGGACUUACUAUGAAAAAGUAUUUAGCUAACACAUCCACUCACCACUACUGGCUAUUACUGGGCAACUGUAUGCUUUUUUGUACAAGAUGUGAAAAAGGUGACAAUGCAUCUUAUUAACUUUGGCAAUGUUGUCAACCCACCACUACUGAAUGUUGUUUGAAUUGAUCACUAAACCAGAUGCUGCUGAUCUGUAAAUAA